Dicrocoelium dendriticum is the source of this 1720-nucleotide messenger RNA. Lineage: Eukaryota; Metazoa; Platyhelminthes; Trematoda; Plagiorchiida; Dicrocoeliidae. The record is from the annotation of a GenBank genome assembly.
AUGACUCCACUUGUUUCUUCUAGGUUCUUUGUUCUCGCUACCGGCUUAUGUGUUUACCGUUUGACCGUAUACAUCCUGAAGGGAAAUUGUGUUAUGUCACCAUCUAUGCCAUUUUUGUUCGCUUGUCUUAAACUGUUGGGACGAAAAGUAACCAACGCUCCUCCGCUGGCUGGUUCAUAUCUGUCUCUAUUCUCUUCUUAUCGCCGUCCGUCAAAUUUUCAGAGAGCUGGAGACUCUUCGAGUGAUUCCGAUUCUGAUGAUUCUGAUGCAGAGGAUCACUCUUUUGCCAACGACUCUGAUGAUCCAUAUCAUUCUGAAGAUGUUGCUUUCAAUCCAAACUUCCGCCAACUCUCAUGUACCGUUCGGUCCCUGCGUUACGAUAAAAUUCUCCGAAUCGGUCUUAAUUUGACUCGCUCGGCUGCAGAAUCAGCUUUUCUUUCUAGUCGCUUGCGUCUUAACGGAGUAAAGCUACUGAAGAAAGGUGUCAGGGUCGACGAGGGGGACAAUUUAGAUUUCGUUGUGGAUUUCGAGGAUCAGCACAGUUAUGGCAAGCGCGUCCGUAUUUGCUUCCAAAAGUUGAACAAUACAUUUUUUGGACCUAGCCGAUUGAGGGUAUUUCUUACACGGCGGCCCCCACUGGCUUUGUGUGCGCUCGUUUUAACCCUAUCUUUCCUCAGCCUCAUUGGUUUAGACGCGGCGGUCCACCUUUUAGAACUAAGAGACCCGGAUGUGGAAACACAUUGGAAUCGUCUACUUCUUGAGCUUUCCAAUUUAGAGUUUUGCUUCAGUAAUUCCACUAACGCGAAGACUUUGGCGGAUUCAUUUUCUGCUGCAGAGAUGCUACCAAAACAAUUGACGUCCAAUGUUGACCACAUCGUACAUUACGUGCACCUACAUGUUCUCCUUUAUCCGACAAUGGUCUACGAUCCGGGAGAAACGUAUGUGGCAACAGCCUCUAUGCGGGGGCGCCACAUCGCUAUCAAAGGUGCCCCUGCCUUGCAUCCCCUUAACGUCACUUUUGAAAUUCGACCUGGCCGCCCUCUACUCGAUGGACAACUUCGUGAUCCUAAUCCCAUUCGUUUGAGUUCCUGUGUGAAACUUUCCUCUUCGCAACAAAUUCUCCCUCGAAGGACACUGCGCCGCAGCUGUCAUCCUUUUGUCAAAUCAGAUUCAUCAAAAUAUCGCACCAAGUAUAGUCGAUUGGAGUGGACAACACGUUCGGAUUUGUUUGCUUCCAAUCGAUGUAAUGGACGCAUACGUAUACGCACAGACUUUCAACUUCCUCCGGAAUUACUUCCUGUCUUGAAAAAGGGCGAUAUUGAUGUGAUAUCAUUCCGUCUUCGAGUUUUGGAAGGUGCCGUCUUUAUUCUCCUUACAUGCCUCUUAUGUGGCGGCGCUUACGUCAUCGGACCAGCUACUAAGUACAGGCGAAUUUGUGACUUAUAGCCACUUACCUUAGUGAUACCACACCGGAUGUGCGACAAACUUAGCUACAACAGCAACCUGCAUGUCCCCCUGUGCUGUGACCUCCGCUUGUCUGUUCUCCUCAUUCCACCAACCACGUGCCAUCUGACCUAAACUACGCACUAUUGUAUCUUUUCGUUUGGCUGUUUUCACAAUUUUUAUCCUUGAACACCCGUGAAAUACACCAUUUCCAUUUUUGGUCCUUGCUCUCUAGCAUAAAUCAUUCAUUACAUUUAUUGAUGUGCUUGCUCCUCCC